Messenger RNA from Trypanosoma theileri, 516 nucleotides. RefSeq names its product pteridine transporter. The transcript has a single exon. NCBI's taxonomy places the organism in Eukaryota, Euglenozoa, Kinetoplastea, Trypanosomatida, Trypanosomatidae. The record is from RefSeq and is a predicted model, not a curated record. The annotation marks the transcript as partial.
UUGACCUUCUACCAGACAGUGGCUGGCAUCAUUGGUGUUGUGGCCUCAAUUUGUGGUAUUACACUGUUCAACUACAUUUUCUCUAAGCGGACCUACUGGAUGACAUUUAUUGUGACAGCAUUGCUCCUUGUGAUGUCCAAUUUCUUUGACCUCAUCAUUGUGAUGCGCUGGAACAAACCCCGUGUCACUGAUUAUGUUGUUUUCAUUCUGGGUGAUGCUGUUCUCUCUCAAGUAAUUAGCAUGCUGAAUUGGAUGCCCUUAUUUGUUCUGUUGUCACGGCUGUGUCCACGUGGAAGCGAGAGCACAGUGUAUGCCAUUCUUGCCGCAUCUGGUAACCUUGGCCAGUCAAUGGCUUCCAUUAUUGGCACACUGAUUAUGGAGUACAGAUUGCCAGUGGUCACGAAACCGCCUUGCAAUUACGACAACCUGAAAUGGAUAAUUGUUGUUGGUGGUUUUUGUGUUCCACUGUUGCAGAUCCCGCUGAUCUUUUUCCUCAUUCCGCGUGCCCGUAUGUGC